AUGCCCGCAGCAGUGGCUUACGGAACAAACCGAACGGAUCCCAAGGGCACCCCGCAUCCAACCAUGGGUGAUGGAACUCCAGCCAUGGGCAAACGCCACAAGAAGACGCACGCUUUGUGCCCUCGCUGCGGGAAGAAGCAAUGCGCCGCCUGCGGCUUCCCAGCGACCAAGAUUCGAUCCUACAACUGGUCCAAGAAGUCCAAGCGCAGACGAGCACCAGGCACUGGCCGCAUGAGUUAUGUGAAGCACAUCGGCAAGCGCUUCAAGAAUGGUUUCCGUGAGGGAGGUGCUCCUCCAGCUCGCAAGAAGAAGCCAGCGGAGAAGUAG
Messenger RNA from Cladocopium goreaui, 327 nucleotides. Lineage: Eukaryota; Dinophyceae; Suessiales; Symbiodiniaceae. The record is from the annotation of a GenBank genome assembly.